Labrus mixtus (cuckoo wrasse) is the source of this 499-nucleotide messenger RNA. It is a transcript of the gene mrps18c, whose product is annotated as mitochondrial ribosomal protein S18C. Gene Ontology annotation, cellular component: mitochondrial small ribosomal subunit; ribosome. Lineage: Eukaryota; Metazoa; Chordata; Actinopteri; Labriformes; Labridae. Bases 49 to 441 code for a protein of 130 amino acids. The record is from RefSeq and is a predicted model, not a curated record. Gene Ontology annotation, molecular function: small ribosomal subunit rRNA binding; structural constituent of ribosome. The transcript has 6 exons. Gene Ontology annotation, biological process: mitochondrial translation.
AGCACCGGAAGUCCUUGUCCACAACAUCCGGUCCCGUGUCAGGUCAAAAUGCUUGCCCUGAGAGGGUUACAGAGGCUAAAGCCGGUUUUAUCGACACAUGGAAACAAAAGUUUGAGGACAAUCACAGCCUCUUCAGAAGCUGCCCAGCACAAAGAUGACGUACUCGUGAAGAUGGAGAACCCGUACAAAGAUCCACAGAAAGGAUGCAUCCUCUGCAACGUGACUGUGGACUUUAAAAACGUCCAGCUGCUGUCUCAGUUCAUCUCUCCUCACACGGGCAGGAUUUAUGGCCGACACCUCACGGGCUUGUGUGGAAGGAAACAAAAGGAAGUGUCUAAAGCGAUAAAGAAAGCUCACUCCAUGGGUUUCAUGUCGGUGACCCACAAACAUCCACAGUUCAUGAAGGAUCCGAACAUCUGCAACGUCAAACAACUGGAGUAGAGGAUCAGUGUGUUUAGUGUUUCUUGUUAUUUGUUAAUUAAAACCGAUCAGUUCUGAA